AUGGUCGAAUCACAAGAUUUGUCGUCGCCCUUAGACAUCCCAACAAUAUGCUUCGGCUUCACAUUAGGGUUCCUUGUCCACACGGGCUCUAAAGUCGGAAAGCAAUCGAUUUCAAUCUACAAGCGCACACACGCUAUUAAAAAUACGUAUCUUAUACUCAUCUGGGCGGAACUUUUGUCGAGCCUUGCGUGGGCGAUUGUCGCAUGGCUGUUUCUCAGGGGGGACAUCAAGGGAAGUUUUGGACUCUUCUUCGUUAUCGUAACACUGUGGUCAUUGCAGACGCAGUGCAUUCUUCAGAUCAUCGCAAACAGAGUUGCACUUGUCAUGACCAACAAACGGCAUGCGAGAAUACUCAAGCUAUCUCUUCUCGUGGCCGUGGGCAUAAUAAACAUCUCAGUCUAUGUCAUUUGGAUCCCUGCGCGUAUGGAAAUAAGCCCGACCUGGAUCCAUAUUAAUGAGAUUUGGGAUCGCAUUGAGAAGGUUAUUUAUCUCCUCAUGGAUCUUUGCCUGAACGUCUAUUUCCUCUGGCUUGUGCGGUCAAAGCUUAUCUCUCGUGGUCUGACGAAGUAUCAACCGUUGUUCAAAUUCAACGCGGGCAUCGCCAUCAUCUCAAUUAGCAUGGAUGCGCUAAUCAUUGGAAUGAUGAGUCUGCCUGACGGACUUGUAUACACGCAGUUCCACAGUCUAGCAUACAUCGUCAAGUUGCACAUCGAACUCACUAUGUCAGACUUGAUUAGCAAAGUCGUCCGCGGUAAAGACCGCACGGACAAGCCGCUCUCGUCCUCUGGUCGCGAAGGUAAUUCGUACCCUUCCAAGAGCGGAGGCACGGGGGGCACCGAGCUCACCACCACUCUGCGAAACCGCACGCUUGUCAGUAAUGGAAACAUGCAAAGGCACUCACAUGUCCACGACGGGACGGUCUUUGGAUAUACUGCCGACGCGAAGGGCGUGGGACAUACGGGGCCUUGGAGUCCUUCGUCGGCGAAGCCGAAGGGUGGAGAGAACAGCGAUGCAUCGAGUGAUAGUAGUAGUGACUCAGGCAUCAAUUUUAGGGUCGACCAGUCAGGUAUGAAUGGGAUUAUGAAGACGGUCGCAGUGGAAACAAGGGUUGUCGAUGAAUGGGGUGUUAAUGAUGGUCAUGCGAGGGCAGAGUCGAGACAGGAGGCCGGAGACACGAUCAACAGAAUCGGAAGCACGAGGAAUGAAAGGCGAGAAAGUACGUCGAGCAGUACGGCGCAACUGAAUGAGUAUAUCCCCCAGGCGGCUGGUGAUCGAGUAUAG
Aaosphaeria arxii CBS 175.79 is the source of this 1281-nucleotide messenger RNA. RefSeq lists its product as uncharacterized. The transcript is spliced from 4 exons. Lineage: Eukaryota; Fungi; Ascomycota; Dothideomycetes; Pleosporales. The record is from RefSeq and is a predicted model, not a curated record. The coding region runs from base 1 to 1281 and encodes 426 amino acids.